This is a messenger RNA of Neoarius graeffei (lesser salmon catfish), 1940 nucleotides long. RefSeq names its product crystallin, alpha B, b (gene cryabb). Gene Ontology annotation, molecular function: protein folding chaperone; structural constituent of eye lens. Gene Ontology annotation, biological process: protein refolding; response to heat. The transcript has 3 exons. The record is from RefSeq and is a predicted model, not a curated record. Lineage: Eukaryota; Metazoa; Chordata; Actinopteri; Siluriformes; Ariidae. Bases 78 to 596 code for a protein of 172 amino acids.
GCUGUUGCCAGUGGUGUAUAUAAGUGGACAGGCAGGACAGGCACCAGGUUGUAUUUGAGGUGCUGUUUAGAGACAAAAUGGACAUCGCCAUCCAGCAUCCUUGGUUCCGCCGCUCAUUCUGGUCAUCCUUCUUUCCCAGCCGAAUCUUCGACCAACAUUUUGGGGAACAUAUUUCAGAGAGCGAUGUUUUGGCACCCUACCCUUCACCAUUCUUUCCACGCCCUUCCUUUUUUCGCUGGCCCAGCUGGGUGGACAGUGGGCUCUCUGAGAUGAAAAUGGAAAAGGAGCGUUUUACCAUUAAUUUGGAUAUAAAGCACUUCGCACCGGAGGAACUGGCAGUAAAGAUCAGUGGAGAUUACAUUGAAGUUCAUGCCAAACAUGAGGACCGUCAGGAUGACCAUGGGUUUGUCUCACGAGAGUUUCUCCGAAAAUACCGUGUCCCAGCUGGAGUGGACCCUGCCAACAUCACAUCAUCUCUCUCUUCUGAUGGUGUCCUGACCAUCACUGCACCUCGCAAGCCCUCUGAUAUCCCUGAGCGCUCUAUUGCCAUCACUCGCGAAGACAAGUCUGCAGUGUCUGGACCACAGAAGAAAUAAAGCUGCAACCUGUUAUCAAGUCUAUCAUCCCUUUGUUUCCCAAGCUGAUCCACUGUGCUCCCCUGCACUAACACUCCACUAUUGGGUCUAAAUAGGCAUUGGAGAGAAAGAGUCCAGAUUGACCUGUUCAUUCUAUGGCUAGUAAGUUUCUCUUUUCCAUCCAGAAGUUAAAAAUGGAAUUGUUCAAUUGACUGGUAGAGCUAAACCUUUUACACCGCUGGAGUUUUACUUUGUUUUGUUUUGUGCACCAUGCAGCCACUUAUAAGUCAUAGAAGACAUCCACGAAACAAAAGGGCUCUUUGUCUUUAGUAGCCUGUCAAACCCAAACAAUGGUUGCACAGUUUGUGAGGGGUUGCUUGUAGGAAGCCUGAGCUAUUGAGCAUUGAUUGUGAUGAAAACAAGAAAGAAUAGUGUGAUAGAAUUUCUAAACCUAUAAUCUCAUCUCAAAAAAAGUGCAUAGUUUUGACAUUCUUGUCUUUCAAGUGAAUAUAAUGGGAGGUGAUAUUCUGUGGUAUGAGGAAAGGGAGUUUAUACAGUGAUUCAAUGUUUCCUGUUCAACUAUGAACUUGGGACCAGACAACACAAAGAGAUCAGGUGCAGGUAGUGACAGAAGAGGGAAUGGUAUUGUGAAGAAAACAACCUCUUUCUGUUCCUUAACGUUUGUUACUCCAGACAGGUUUGGUUACUGCACCUGUAUAACAUGUGGUGACUGGAAACUUGCUGGGAAUUUAGUAGUGAUGGUUUCGAAAGCAUAAAGACUAAAUCAAGGAGCUGAAAAUAUUCUUAAGGAAUGUUUCUACUUACUUUUGUCGUAUAUUUAAACGUGAUAGUUGAAGUGGGUGUGUAUGUAUAAACGUUUAGGAUGAUGCAUGAUGGUACCUGAGUAUACCAUAUAAUCAAUGCCUCACAAAAGCAAUAAUGACAAAGCUGCUAAACUAGGGCUGUAACUGAUUUGUUCGUUUUGUGAGAAUGCAUGCUACAAAGAAAAAAUGGAGGGGGGGGGGGGUUCAUACAACUAACUUCUCACACGUUCCCUGUUCACCAUUGCACACUAAAUACCAAAGAGAAACAAAUGCGGGGGAGCACAAAAGUCAGCAUUUGAGUCAAGAUAGCCUUUUUACACUAUUCUGACCCCAGCAUUUCCUUUCUGAUGUUAAGAUGAAACAUAAGUGCAAACUACUAAACUGGUCUCAGAUCAGCGAAAAAGGCCUUGUUAGUUCCCUGCUUUAACAUUCCUGACUAUUCACACCACAAAUAUCAAGCAAAAUGUAGCCAUGACAGUUUCUGUGUGUAUACUGAUGGCUACAAGCUAUUAAUAAAUCCUGUGGUCAUUUAAAGAUGAAA